This is a messenger RNA of Podarcis lilfordi (Lilford's wall lizard), 8300 nucleotides long. Lineage: Eukaryota; Metazoa; Chordata; Lepidosauria; Squamata; Lacertidae. The record is from the annotation of a GenBank genome assembly.
CUGGCCUGCUCUGGUCCAUGGGGUCACGAAGAGUCGGACACGACUAAACGACUAAACAACAACAACAACAACUUCAAUUCUCUUAUCUCUAUAUUACAAGGUGGAUGGGGCUGUAUUUGGGAGAGAGUGACUGCUGAAGCUGGUUUAGAUUUGCAAUCAAAAGUCCCUUCCCCUUCUCUCUUUCAUUCUGGCUUCCGUUGGAUGAGCCAAGGUGCCGACGUGUCUUAUUUCCGCCCUGGAGGAAGGAGCAGGCGAAACGCCCUACUGAACCUGCAAGUUGCGCCCUGCGUGUCCAUCUACCCAUUUUUAAGUCUGCGGUGCCAUCCGGUUUCUGCCCGCCCGAAGUCCUCCUCUGGCCCGAAAGAGCGCUCACUUCCGGGUUCUGUCUGGCCGUCUUCCUCCCGCUCUGUGGUUGGCUGGGAGCGGCCUGUGCGCGACAAUAACAGCAGCAUCAUGGCCGGCAUCAAAGGUAGCGCCGCUGUGGCGGUUCUGAGGGGUGGCAUGGAAAGGGCCGGGGAGCAAGGCGGGGCGAGAGGGGGGUCUUCCGUGCCAGGCCCGGGAAAGGACGUCGCCCCUCAGCCCUGGCGGUGACGUCUUCUGGCGAGGGGGGGGAGAAGAGGGACCGCGUUGUUUCCAUGGCAACGUGCGCCUUCCCCGCCUGUGAGGAUGCGCCGCUUGGCUAGAAAAGCGCGCAAACGGAGAGAGUGGCUCGUUUGUCUCUUUCUCUGCUGCCCCCAAUACCUGGACCCACAUUUGGAGGCCUGUGUGGGGUUGGCGCUCCCCACCCCUCACGUCCGUUUCCGACAUCCCUAGGCAUGGGCCGGGUCGCAAGGCGAGCCCAGUGUUGUUGCCGGAAGCAAGGCCCGUCUCACAGGAGUUUUAAAUUUUCGAGUUAGCGGGUGUAGGAGAUGCAGUUCCAGAGCAUGUGCAGAGAUAGUAUCCCCCCCCCACUUCCCCCAGAGCCAGGUACUGGGGAAGAACAGGGAAGGGAUGACAUCUUAAUGUUACUGUUAAUUAUUAAAUUUGUAUACUGCCCUUCUCAUGCGUAUGUUCACAACAUAAAAAUGAAAUAUAAAAAAACACAAAAUUAUUAUUAUUGUUACAGUGGUACCUCGGGUUACAUACGCUUCAGGUUACAGACUCUGCUAACCCAGAAAUAGUGCUUCAGGUUAAGAACUUUGCUUCAUGAUGAGAACAGAAAUUGGGCUCCGGUGGCGCAGCAGCAACAGGAGGCUCCAUUAGCUAAAGUGGUGCUUCAGGUUAAGAACGGACCUCCAGAACAAAUUAAGUACUUAACCCGAGGUACCACUGUAUUGCCCUUCUUGUCAGCUCUCCGAAGGUAUCCCAGUUGUCAUGCAAAAUGAAAGCCUGGGCUCUGCAAACCUUUGGACCGCAACCCGAUGCACACUCGUGGGAAUGGGCAUGGCUAAACUCUAUCAGCCAAGCUUUGUGGUACAGUACCUUAAAAUGCAAUAAACAUUGUGAUCCUGUGCCUUUCCAGGCAGACGCAACGCCCCGCUGAGUGCAGUGGGGCUGCCAAAUAAGUGCAUGUAAGAUUGCAGCUACACAUUUAUUGCAGCAUAAACGAUGAACCUGGUCUCUCCCACUAAAGAUCCUGUCACAAUGAAUUGGUUAGUCUGAGGAGGGAAAUGACUUUUUGAUGGUUUUGUUGCAUUAGACUAUGCAGCUUCUUCUGGAAUUCAGUACCAUUUAGCUUGGAAGAAUUUUCUGAUUAAGUAACACACAUAGGUUUGCCAAUGUUUCUCAGACUCCUAGCUGUGGUUGGGCUACAACUCCCAUCAUCCCGGACCUGCUAGCUAGAGGUGAUAGCUAGGGAUGAUAGGAGUUGUAUACAACAACAGCUGGUUUGAGAAGCACUGAAUCCAUUCCAGUAAACUUGAUCUUGCAACCUAUUGAGUCUACAGUAAAAGUUACCAGAUGCAAAGGAGGAAGAUGAGGCUCCUGUGCAUCUAAAUAACUGUUUAUUUGACACAUUUCUUAUUUGUCUCUCAUCUUGAAGUGGUUCACAAUGUUAAUCUUACACCUUUAAAUAGCAAUAUGCAUACAUACUUGGAGGGAGGCUGGGCUAAGUUUGGUAAAUAGGAAGGAGAUUUGGUACAUUGCAAGCAAGAAUAAAAGAAAGUGGAGCGGCUUUAUGAGAAAUGUCACUGAUUUGGUCAGUGAUACUGGGGCAGAAGGGACGCGGGUGGCGCUGUGGGAAGAGGUAGACGCCACCGUGGGAGCAGGGCCGGGGCGGGAGAGUGCUAGAGUCCUGUCUAGUCAAAUUGCGUGGGAUCAAUUCCAAUCUGUUACCUCCGAGGAUGUGGACAGGCUGCUUGGGCGAGUGAAACCAGCCACCUGUCUCCUUGAUCCUUGCCCAUCCUGGCUUAUAAAAGCUAGCCGGGAAGGGCUGGGCGAUGGCCACAUGACCCGUACGCCGGCUCCCUCGGCCAAUAAAGCAAGAUGAGCGCCGCAACCCCAGAAUCAGUCACGACUGGACCUAAUGGUCAGGGGUCCCGUUACCUUUACCUUUACUGGGCCAGACAACAGGGAAGUGCUGAUACCUUAAUACACAAACUUAUAUAAAUUAACACAAAAGUAAGCCUUUUUGAGUUCAAAAAUGAGACUUCAUCUUAUGUAAGUACAUAGGAUUUUGCUUUUGUCUUGAACUUGCUGGGUAUACUUAGGUAAGCUACUUUGUCUCCGUGUCAGUCCCGGUCUGAAGUAUGGAGAAAAUAAUAUUCAUCUACCUUAAAGAGAUGUUGUAGGAAUGACAGAUGUAAUUUUUGCGAGGUGCUAUGAACAGUCAUAAAAGGCUAUAUAAAUGCUAACACUUUUGCAGUCUUAACAGUUAAGUCAAUAUCAUUUAGUAAUUUAUUUACUGAUGUCCUUCCUUUCCGUGAAAUCAGCAGCAACCCAGCAUAAAAUUGGCUUCUCACCAGCAGUACUUAAAUACAACAGAACAGUCAUGAGAUCCCCAAUUAUCAGCAUCAAAUUUAUAAAGUGUAAAUAUAACUGUUUUUCAUCUCACAUAAUGCAUUACUUGUAUUAUUUUCAUAAAGAACGUUCUACCAGGAGCUGUCAAAGCAGUUCACAGCUUAUAUAGAUGUAAUUUUUGGAAAGGGGGCUGUCUACACUAUUUUGUAUUGCCCCCCUCUUACUUUUUUCCCAAGCUGGAGUUGCAUCUUUGCUAUUGUAUGGUAUAUUCAAAGUGACUGAAUGAGAAGGCUAUUGAUGAGAGGAAUAGAAGCAGUACUCUGGUCUCCCUUCUGCCCGCAGUUCUUGUUAGUAGAGGGGAAAAACUGAUCAAAUAUUUUGGAGGACUGAUACAGUUUUAUGUCUGUCUUUACAGCUUUGAUUAGCCUGUCCUUUGGGGGAGCUGUUGGACUAAUGUUCCUGAUGCUUGGUUGUGCCCUUCCGCAGUACAAGUAAUGCAUUUUCAAAAGCAUAUUCUUGUUUACUGUUGUCUUAGUUUCCUUUUUAAUUUCUAACUCUCUUUUCUUACUUCGUAGCUAUUGGGUUUAAAUAAGCAAACAAAACCAACACCAAUUCUGGCAAAUCACCAGCACCCCUUUGUUGAUACUUUUGAGUGAGAAAAAGAAACAAGCUAUGGUCUUAUGUCAAAUCAGACAAUUAGUCUGCAAAGUCAGUAACAUCAGCAUUAACAGCAGACUCUUUAGCGUUUCAGACUGUCUUCCAGACCUGUCUGUCAAUGCCAGAGAUUGAAACCAGGGUCUUCUGCCAUAGCCCUUCCCAACAUCUGCCAACUGAGCAUAGACUCUAGCUAUGUGAUGAAAUUCUAGUUGUAAUUUGCAGCUACAAAGGUGCUCUGUUCAUUAUAAUCCAUAUUGGAUAGUUCAGGGUUAGCCAAUUUGACCUCCCGGUGCUGCUGGACUAUCCCAUUAUUUCUGCCUUUUUGCCGUACUAGCUGGAGUUUAUGGGAGUUGGAGUCCAACAAUAUCUGAGGAGCACCACAUUGACUUAUCUUGGAAUCGUGAAUAGACUUGGAGAUAGAAAGCCUCUCAGGUUGCAAUCCAAAAAGUUUAUUCUUCUGAAGAGUCCUAAAAGCAAUAAACAGAGUGACUUCACAGCUUCAAUCUGCCCUACAAUAUAGCUUUGGGUUCGAAAGCACGUGAAAAUGCAAGUAGAUAAAUAGGUACCGCUCCGGCGGGAAGGUAAACGGCAUUUCCGUGGACUGCUCUGGUUUGCCAGAAGCGGCUUAGUCAUGCUGGCCACAUGACCCAGAAGCUGUACACCAGCUCCCUUGGCCAAAAAGCGAGAUGAGCGCCGCAACCCCAGAGUCAGUCACGACUGGACCUAAUGGUCAGGGGUCCCUUUACCUUUACCUUUAACAGCCUGAACUAUAAAUUGAAACAAAUCAUAUGACUUCAUAUUCCACUCUCUUCAAUGCAUCAAUUUUGUUACUCCGGUUGAAUAGUUGCUUAUAUGCUUAAUAAAUUUGUUCUCCUUAAGGUGGAGAUACCAAUGUUAAGAGAUUAUUUCAAAAACCGUCAUAUUAGGUCUGAGCAUCAAACUCACCUGGGCUGAUGUAAAUCGGUAGUGCCUAAGCUUUCUUACCAUGUAUCUCAUCUGGCCCUAAAAAAAAUGGUCCCUCCUAUCCCAAAGGGCACCAAGCCUUGGGUUAGAUGUUUUGUUGGACUAGUAUUUCCCCCAGCUGUCUUUGCACAUGAGUUUUAUUUGCAUUAUCAUGAAUUAUUACAUUGCUUAUAUAUGGGUGUGGCAGUUUUAUUGUGUUUUGCUGUGUAUUGUAAAGGCAGACUUUAUCUAAAGAUACUCUGAGGACAAGAGGAAGAAUACCUGUAAAAUGUUAUUUGCUUUCUUUUCUUCUAGCGAAUAUUGGCCUCUCUUUGUCCUGUUCUUCUACACCCUUUCUCCAAUUCCAUACUGCAUAGCAAGAAGAGUCGUCGAAGACACAGAUGCUACAAGUAAUGCCUGCAAGGAACUUGCCAUAUUUCUUACGACGGGCAUUGUUGUCUCAGCAUUUGGGCUCCCAAUUGUGUUUGCCAGAGCACUACUGGUUAGUAAUUCCCCCUUUUGAACAUAUGUUUCACUGUGGUGUUCUAUUUGUUUAAAAAGUGAGAAACACAGAACAGGUCAAAUGAUGUUGGGUAUAAAGCUUGUAGGCAGGACUCUAGAUUAUUUGUCAGAGCAUCUGGCAGAUAUAGAGCCCAGAUUAUGGUAUCAGGCACAUAAAACUGUUGAAACAAAUAGGAUUUGGCCCUAAACAGGAUCUAUUUGGGAAGCCACCUGGGAACCCUCCGAGCUCCUAAGAACAAUGGGUUCCACAUAUAAGCAAAUAUUAUAAAUGUAAGAAGUGGCUUGCAUCCAAUGUAAUCACUCUGUGAACGGAAGGAGCUUCUUCCAUUCACAGAGCAAUUACGUUGGUUGCAGCUCAAUAGGUAGCAUAAUGUGUACGUGUUUGCUUGCUUCUUUUUAUAUGCCAUGUAACUCUCCUUUCCCCCUCGACCAUAGAUUCGUUGGGGAGCCUGUGCGCUUGUCCUCACAGGAAACACAGUCAUCUUUGCUACCAUCCUAGGGUUUUUCUUGGUAUUUGGCAGCAACGACGACUUCAGCUGGCAACAGUGGUGAAAAGAGUUGGAAAGAGAACUAUCGGCAUCUUGUGUCAUUCAGUGGCCAUCCAUCUAACAGCAAGAACGGGCAAUAAAGCGAAUGUACUCUUUCCACAGAGGGACUCUAGGUGUAGGAUACUCUGUAGUCACUUUUCCUCUCCUUUCACGUUCAACUUCUAACGUCUUGCUUGAUUUAAAUGUUAUUAAUUGUUGAUGCUGUUUUAGUUUAAUGCUUUACUUUAAUGUGGGGAUCAGAAUGCUUAAAUGUGAUGUUUGAAUCUGUGUUUUUCUUUUUUUCUGUUUUUUUUGAAGAACAUAACUGCAUUUAAAUAUGAAAUUGAUCUUUUGACCAUGAAUUAUUUUUAAGCUACAAUGUACAAUCGUGUAACCAAACUGGCAGCAAACGGAGGUCACAGUCCAGUCAUAUGGAAGUGUUUUUGAAGCCCUAUCCUGCACAGGUAUUUUUUGAAGUAAGUCCCACUGAGUUCAAUAGGGCUUACUCCCGAGCAAGUGUGCAUAGGAUUGUUCACAUGUCCUAUUGAACUUAGUAGUAGUGAAGCAUGUGCUCAACACUCAACCCCUUUUGAAAUAAAUAGAAAGUGCUUAGAUAUAGCUGGCAUGUGCUGUUUAUUAGCAAAUGUGAACAUGGUUAUGGGAUUUUGGAAGUGAAGUGUAAAGAGCUGAAGGGAGAAGCACUUAGCAGCUGAUUAAUGGGUUGCUUGUUUCCAUAGACAGCUGAAAAUGUGAUAAUGCCAAUAGUAUGGGGAUAGCUUUUAAUAAGGGGAUUUUUUUUAUUAUUUUGGAAGUUUAUGCUCAUUGUACAAAUAUUUUGCAAGUUUUUAUUAUUGACACUCCAAAUGAGGAGGGGGAAACCUAAUUUCUCAAUGGGAAGUGGAAGACGUCUGACAUUUAAAAUCCACUUUUAAAAAAAUCCCAUUUUGAAAUCUUUCUGUUUAUAUGUAUUAUACACUUUGAAAAUCUAUGAAGUCAACUCUUUAUAUGUUUUACCAAAGGGGAGGUAAAAGGAACACCCAUGUAACUACUGAUUAUGGGCACAACUCAGCCAGAAGAUCUCCUGCACAGGCCACGUAGAAAUGAAUGGUAGUGCUCUUGUCCAGCUCCCUUUUAUUGUCACCGUGACAUGUACAGGAGAACUACUCGGUGGAUUGCACCCACUAUGUUUGCAAAGUAUAAAAGGAGAAUUUCUGCUUCCCUUUUUAAUUUAUUUUAUACAUGGUAUAAAAAGGCUUUUCAAAUGUAGAUUGAAACUUUUCACUGUAGGUAAUAACUUACCUGACAGAUCAAUUAUUGUUUUGAUAUACAGUCAAAGCUUGGCUACCUUGCAGAUCUUUGACUAUGAAGGUUUUAUAGUGGUCCUGUCAAUGUUCCGGUUUAUGCAUUAAUAAAUGUUAAUCAUAAUUGUAGUUCUGUUAGAGUAUAUUACACGUACCAUACAAUAUUUAUAUUUGUUGCAUACCUCUUAAUUGUCUUUUCCAUUAACCAUAAAUAACUGUAUUUUGUAGAUCCAAUUCUUUUGGAGUGGUGCUUUGCUGGUGACUCGUUAGUAAGAUACUCAGAUGUCUCUGUCUGUGCUCUCACACUGUGCAGUCAUGCAAACUAGCCAAGUCUAGCCAAGUGAUAUAGUCACCUGAACACAUUCAUUCCACUCUUAAUAUAGCUAUCUGCUGGCACAACUCAGUGGAGCUUUCUUCUUUCUUUCCCUGACUUGUUCAUAGACAUGCAUGCUCCACAGUGAACCCCUGCAUACGGAUCUAGACAUCACUCACCUCCCCAGCAUCUUGGGAGGGUGAGGGGCAUCUGGAUAGAGAUAAAGGCAGUGAGUAUGUAUUGGUCUCCCACUGCAAGUAAGAGAGUUGAAUGGAAGCUCUUUGCUGCAUCUUUCUACCGAGAGAACUCUGGCCAUGGCAGGGAAGCUGCAUCAUGUCCUCCUUCAUGUGCUGGCAUCAUAAAAAAGGGAGUUGAUGAACAGAUUGUAGUUAUCAGGGCAUCAGUCUACAGAAGCAUAGACGAUGAAUGGGUUCUGUUUCUUAAAAAUAAUGUGAUACCGACUUAAAAUUUAAAACUAAGUCUGAGGGGUGAUCUUGACGGUUACAUCCCUAUUGUAACUUCGAAAACAUUUUUGUCCUGAGAUUCAAGAGGAGAAGAGGGACAUGUACAAAGUGAUUGUGAAGUACUUGUGCCCAGUUAUUUGAAUCCUGGUCCAAGUUUUAAAUGUCUGAACAUUUUUCCAGGUCUUUCAAGAAUGUUGAAGCAUGACUUCUGCAUGACACAGAUAUUUAUGCUCUCAAAUCCCUGAAAUUCCUUUGGAAAUUAUUUACAUUGACAGUGGAACAGUUGUAGCUGUCAAAUAGAUAACUCAUUUAGUGAUCCUUCCAAUCAUGUAUUAUAGCAAAUGAGUUCUCUUCUCCCCUGUUGUACUGUUACUUUUCUUUGUGAAAUUACUGGCUACUCUUCAGUUGGGCGCCAACUCUGUUAUAUUUAAUAGUAGUGUAUUUUCUGUGUAUUAAUUGUGUGGACAGCAUUGUGGUGGUGAUCUUGCUUAUUUUUAGACAUAGUGCUGUCUCCUAUUAUCAGGUUAGACAUUUGAGAGGUAUGUCUUUCUUCAUGUAAUAUGCACUGAGCAGCAUUGCCAUCCUUCUACAAAGAGAAAUUUUGAUGAGAAAACAAUAAAAAAUUUAAAUAUCAGAA